Molecule: messenger RNA, 2698 nt
Organism: Mugil cephalus (flathead mullet)
Lineage: Eukaryota; Metazoa; Chordata; Actinopteri; Mugiliformes; Mugilidae
Gene: cnga4
Product: cyclic nucleotide gated channel subunit alpha 4
Exons: 7
Coding region: 67-2229 (720 amino acids)
Biological process (GO): monoatomic cation transmembrane transport
Cellular component (GO): intracellular cyclic nucleotide activated cation channel complex; plasma membrane
Molecular function (GO): intracellularly cGMP-activated cation channel activity; intracellularly cAMP-activated cation channel activity; protein-containing complex binding
Source: RefSeq, a predicted model, not a curated record
UUGUACCAAGCGCCGCGGCCAUGCUGUCCUAAAAAAUACCUCAAAUUUUAAAACAAACUUUGGAGAAUGGAAAAACCAGGUGAUGCUGACAUCAGAAGUAACCAAUGGCAGAGGCUGCUCAGGUGGCAUCGGGGCCAGAAAACGACCGAGGAAGAAAAAGAUGUGACAGAUGGAGAGAAGCGUAAAUCCUUCCAGCACCUGAAGCUGAAGUUUAACUGGAAGGAGUGGGCCAUUGAUCCAGCAGAACGGUUUUAUUAUGUGUGGCUGCAGGUCAUGAUAUUUCCAAUAGUUUACAACUCAGUGAUCAUCAUUCUGAGGACAUGCUUCACUACAAUUGCACUGAGCUACCUCCCUGUGUGGCUUACACUGGACUACCUGUCAGACCUCAUGUAUAUCAUUGAUAUGAUCAUCACUCUUCACACUGGUUACCUGGAACAGGGCAUCCUUAUCACAGACCUGACUCGGUUGAAAGACCGCUACCUGCACUCCAAGCGUUUCCUGUGGGACCUGGCUUCCCUGCUGCCCACCGACUUCCUCUACUUCGCCUUAGGCAUCGAAACCCCCCUGGUGAGGAUAAAUCGCCUCCUGCGUAUGCCGCGACUCAACGAGGCCCUGGAUCGCAUGGAGACGAGAACCUCCUACCCCAACACCUUCCGCAUCUCCAAGCUCAUGAUCUACAUCUUCGUGCUGAUCCACUGGAACGCCUGCCUCUACUUUGCCCUCUCCAGCUACAUCGGCUUUGGGAGUGAUAAUUGGGUUUACCCCAACAUCUCUCACCCGCAGUUUGCCUCCAUGCGGCGUCAGUACAUUUACUGCUUCUGGUUCUCUGCCCAGAUCUUCACGACAGUGGGAGACACCCCACUGCCAAACAGGGAAGAAGAGUACUUGUUCAUGAUUGCAGACCUGCUCAUUGCCGUGCUGGUGUUUGCAUCAAUUGUUGGCAAUGUUGGUAACGUCAUCACAAGCCUACGUGACCGUGAUAAUGUUUUCUUCCCUAACCAUGAACUGGUAAAGGCAUACCUGCGUAGCCACCACAUCAGCAAAGAGCUUCGACAGCGCAUCGACAACUGGUACCAGCAUCUUCACAUCAACAAGAAGAUCAUGCGAGAGAACGAAAUCCUAGAGCAGCUGCCUGUGCACAUGAGGACGGAGAUUGCUGUCAGCGUUCACCUCUCCACGCUGUCCAAAGUCACCAUCUUCCAGAGCUGUGAGAAAAGUCUGCUGGCUGAGCUGGUUCUUAAACUUACACCUCAGGUGUUCAGUCCGGGUGAGUACGUCUGCAGGAAAGGAGACGUGGGUCAUGAAAUGUACAUCAUCAGAGAGGGAAAACUGGCAGUGGUGGCAGAUGAUGGGGUCACAGAAUUUGCCGUCCUGAGUGAUGGGACUUUCUUUGGGGAAAUUAGUAUCCUGAACAUCAAAGGUAACAAGUCUGGAAAUCGUCGCACUGCAAACAUCCGAAGCAUUGGCUACUCUGACCUGUUCAGCUUGUCCAAAGAAGACCUGACAGAUGUGCUCUCCGAGUUCCCUGCAGCCAAACGUCACCUGGAGGAGAAGGGCCGACAGAUCCUCACUAAAAUGGGGAUGCUGGAGGAGAGCGGGGAGGCGGAGGAGAAGGAGGCAGAGAAAGUUGAAACCAAGAUAAAAAGGCUGGAGGGGGACCUGGAGACCCUGCAAACAAAGCUGGCUCGGCUCAUGGUGGAAUUGGAGUCGAGCAACUGCAAGAUGCAGGCCAGGGUGGAACAGCUGGAGCUGGAGGUGGCAGCGCUGGAGGAUCAGCUGCCAGAAGACGACGGGGAAGGAGAAGGAGAAAGAGCAGGGGGAAGAGGGGAAGGUGUGGGAGGGGAGGUUGGGUGGGAGCGGGAAGAGGCAGAGGGAGAAGAAGAGGACGGUUCGUGCACAAAAGCAAAAAAACAGGGACACGAAGAAGACGGUAAUGAUGUGACCAAAGAGGGAGAUGGUGAGAGCACUAAAAGCACAAAGGGGGAUAUUGAAAGGAUGGUGGAGGGAGAUAAAUCUGGGCUGAAGGACCCGGAUAAUCGGGAAAAGAAAAUAGAAGAGGAUGGAGAGAAAAUCAGAGAGAAGGGAGACGACAGGCCGGGGAAAGGAGACGGAGCUGAGAUUGAAUCUGAAAAUGGGAAAGAAGAGAAAAGUGAAGAGGGGAGAGAAAAGUCUGAGAAAGACUCAGAUAAAAAUGGGAUGGGAGAGAAAGAUAAAAGUCAGAAAAAAUGAAUGAAAAAAGUUAUGUGCAUGUUUGUCUGUGGGCAUGUGAAUGAUUUAUAUCAGUAAUACUGUGAACUUGGUAUUAUACUUAAAAUCGAUUAACAUCACUUAACAUCUUCUGCAUUACAAGUGUGUACCUAAAGAUGGCAGCAUUGCAUCCCUUACAUACAUAAACCUGCUAUCGAUAGCUAAAGGUGUGAAACUACAGAAUGCAACUGAUGAUGUUAUUUAUUUAAUUACAUGUUGUUUUUUUGAUUUGAUAAAAGUCAUCACAGACAUUCGCUGGGUUCAAAGUUGAAGAACAGAUGCUUUUCAAAUUUAUUUAAUUUACAAAUGUCACAUGAGGUUUUGUCGGUUUUUGUUUCAUUCUGAAACUUUCAGUAUUUUAGCUUUUCUCUUCACAGACUUGUCAGGAUGAACAAAGAAUAUGUAUAAUGUUUUGACAACAGAAACCAAUAUGUAACAUGCUUUAUUGAUA